This is a messenger RNA of Thamnophis sirtalis, 1532 nucleotides long. The record is from RefSeq and is a predicted model, not a curated record. NCBI's taxonomy places the organism in Eukaryota, Metazoa, Chordata, Lepidosauria, Squamata, Natricidae.
CAACAGGUCUACAUCGGCUCGGCAGUUGGAGUCUCCCAGCUGCCCCUGCACCGCUGCGACGUCUACGGGAAAGCCUGCGCGGAGUGCUGCCUGGCCAGGGACCCCUAUUGCGCUUGGGACGGGGCUUCCUGCUCCCGCUACUUCCCCACGGCCAAGAGGCGCACCAGAAGACAGGACAUCCGGAAUGGAGACCCUCUCACUCACUGCUCAGACCUCCAACAUCCCGGCAACCCGAGCGGGGGUGGGCUGGAGGAGAAGAUCAUCUACGGCGUGGAGAACAGCAGCACUUUUCUGGAGUGCAGCCCAAAGUCCCAGCGUGCCCUGGUCUACUGGCAGUUCCAGAAGCCAACCGAGGAGAGGAAGGAAGAGAUCAAAGUAAACGACCGCUUGAUCCGGACAGAGCAAGGCCUUCUCCUGCGGAGCUUGCAGCGGAAGGAUUCGGGACUCUACUUCUGCUACGCGGUGGAGCACGGCUUCAUGCAAACCCUUCUCAAGGUCACCUUGGAGAUCAUCGACACGGAACACCUGGAAGAGCUUCUUCACAAAGAAGAAGAAGGAGGAGACGGUGCCAAGGCCAAGGAGGCCUCCAACGGCAUGACUCCCAUCCAGAAAGUCUGGUACAGAGACUUCAUGCAGCUCAUCAACCACCCCAACCUGAACACAAUGGAUGAAUUCUGCGAACAGGUGUGGAAACGGGACCGGAAACAGCGCCGGCAGAGACCUGCUAAUGCCCAGGUGAACCCAAACAAGUGGAAGCAUCUACAGGAAAAUAAGAAAGGGAGAAAUAGAAGGACCCACGAGUUUGAGAGGGCGCCGCGAAGCGUCUGAGCGACAAUUACCUCCAAAAAAAGCCCUCUUUUAUCAAGUAAAACCUUGCAUAACUGGAAAUGAGAUGCAAUACAGACGAACGUUUUCUAUGGCAUUUACGUGGAUGUUUACAAAGAGCUGGGAAGCUUGAAUGAUUUCCACUUGGUUGAAAAUGGGCCCGGUUUGCUGAAACGUUUCCCAUUGGGCUCGUCUCAUUGACCCCCCAACAUUUCUGGAACGUAAGCUGACUCUGAAACCAGCGUGUGGUUUUGCAGUGAGAUGAACUUGGCUUUUCUCUUUGGACUGAAGAAAAGAGGACUGUCGUGGGUCAUGCCGCCAUUUUGAAAAGGAGUUAUGAGGAGAGAGAGAGAGAGAAACGCUCCCUGGGACCUCUUGAACUUGACUAAAGUACUGCAUGGAUUUUGGAAAGCUAAGGAACAGAACCUUCAGACUUGGUUGUAUGCAAGACUUAUACACCCCUUUUGCCUACUAGUUCUCAUGUUUAUAAAUGUGCUGGAAGAAUGGAAUUAAUACUGUAUGCAAUUACUCCUUAGAGUCAGAUGGAGCCCAACCAUUCAUUCCCUGAAGCCGAUGGAUUAUUCUGGCCCUACUACUGAUGACUCCCUAACCUUUGACUUAAAGAUGUAUUUUAUUAAACAACUAUUUAAAUAUACCACAACCAAUAUGCAGUCAAAGAUAGCUCUUUUGGGGGGCAGAGGGGGGGG